AGACAUCUAUUCUAGCCAACUAAAAACAUUGAAUGUCCAACUGAAUAUGUAUGCUGGCCAAGUGGAAAAAUGCAUCCUGGCAAUUGAGACGUCUAUUCUAGCGAAACCAGAAAUCUGUAGUGCGACAGCAAAAACAUAAGAACUUUUGUCCAUGGCUAAUGAAGACACAAACCAUAUUAACAUAUUCACGCAUAUAAUCUUGUCCCACACAUAUAUUCUAGUCCCACACCUAUUGCAAAGCUAUAGUGUAAAAAUAUGUUCAAUAUACCGGAACUAAAAACAUAACGGCGAUGAAAAUAUAUAACUAUAAUCUGUCCUCCAAUUCUUCUUUCUUCUUUCACCUGGAUUUUCCGUCUCAAAUGUAACAUCAAAUUAUGUGCAGAAAAAUCUAAAACAGCUCCUUGCCAACACAGAAAACCUACAGAUCAUUGCAACAAAACAAAGGGAAAAAGUCAGAAAACUCUGUAGUAAAAAGAAGCCAUGCUCUUGCCAGCUAUUUACUGCAAACUAUGCAACUAACAUAACAACUCUGUGCAAACAAAAAAAUUCAUAACUGUUAUAAUAAAGAUUAUGCUACAGUCAUGUUGCUUUUGGAACUAAGAUUGUCACAAAAUGGUGUGCAACUGCCUAUUUACUAAGUUUUUAGGUUGUUUGAAACACUCUUUUCUGUGGUUACCAACAGAGGACAUCAAUUUCUACUUUUUAAUAUGUGCAGGGAGUGUGUGGUAGCAUCCAAAAAAGGAAAAAAAUGCUUGAUCUCAAUGAGUUGCCUCCUGAUCUCAAUGAGCUUCCUCAUGAUACGGAUCAGCAGCAACCCAGCAUACGACAAGGAAAAUGGACAGAAAAUGGUCGAUCUGUUUACUACACGCAGGCAAGUCAUGAUGGUAACCCUAUGGGCCAUGACAAUGUGGCAGGCCAGUCAUCAGACCGUGGUGCUCCUGUAGUGGUGUCUUUGCAGUCAGAGAGCCAUACUCUAGAUGACAUGGGAACCGAGGCAAAUGUUCCUGGUCCAACCAGGACUGAGCUAGGAGCUGGGGCUGUUGACGGAGCUGUGCAAGGAGAAGGAGAGGAUGAGGCUGGUUCUCAACCUAUGGAACCCUAUGUUGGCAUGAGGUUUGACAACCUUCAAAUUGCUAAGGAUCACUACAACAGCUACGCACUACGGAUGGGUUUCUCUAUCAAGAUGAACACAUCUAGACGGACACCCCGCACCAAUGAAUUGAUAAAACAACAGUUUUGCUGCAACAAGUUCAAGAAGCCCAAAGCUGAUGAUGGAGGAGCUGAGGCUCCUCCUGUCCUGGACCCUAUUCUAGAUCCAAAAUCUGUUUGCAGUGAUGAGGAGAUGGAAGAAGAACCUCCAAUAUUUGCUGAAGAGGAGGCUGGUACUAGUAAGAAGAAGAAGAAGCGCAAACGCGAGACAAUAAAGCAGACUCAGUGCAAAGCGAAAAUGUUGGUGAAGCUGAUAGAUGGGCGAUGGGAGGUGACGCACUUUGUUCGUGACCACAAUCAUCCGCUCGUGAACAAACCUUCAUUGUCCAAAUACUUGAGAUCCCACCAAGGCAUCUCACCUGAUGAAAAGGAGUUUCUGCGCAUCUUGUAUAACUGCAACUUGACUACAGGACGUAUGAUGCAUGUAAUGGCAGAGUUCUAUGGAUCUGAGAUGAUGGUGCCAUUCGGACCAAAGGCAAUAACAAAUCUUUGUACAAGUUUCCGUAGAGAUGACACAAAGGAGGGUGAUCUGAUUGAGACAAUUGCACACUUCAAGGAUAUACAAAAAACCGAUCUAGACUUCUUCUAUAAGGUGAAAUAUGAUGAAGAGGACAGAGUUGUCAACAUAUUUUGGGUGGAUGGCUUAGCUCGAAAAGCUUAUGCGGAGGCUUAUCACGAUUGCAUAUCGUUUGACACCACCUACAUGACCAACAUGUACAAUAUGCUGUUCGCGCCCUUCCUAGGAAUAAACCGACAUGGCCAAUCUUUCAUGCUGGGUUGCGCGUUUGUGAGGCAGGAGUUAGCAUCGAGCUUUGAUUGA
Aegilops tauschii subsp. strangulata is the source of this 2029-nucleotide messenger RNA. Its product is annotated as protein FAR1-RELATED SEQUENCE 5-like. The record is from RefSeq and is a predicted model, not a curated record. Lineage: Eukaryota; Viridiplantae; Streptophyta; Magnoliopsida; Poales; Poaceae.